UGAUAUUGUCCUCGGGAGGUGACAUGUUUGAAAAACCUAAGGAUUUAACAUUAUCCACAAAGAACAUUCUCACCUUGUGGAACAAGGAAAACACCAAAGAAUAAUUAAACAUCCUAUUUGGCUGUAAUUUUGGUUUCCCCAUGGCUAUUUCUACAUCCUUUUGCCGGCCCAUUUCCUCUUUCAAUGCUAUCUCUCCGCCAUCUCUCUGUUUCUUGAAACCCAUUUACCAUCAUUUCAAACUUGAUGACUCUUCUUAUCCUUCUUUAGCCGUCAAAUGUUGCUCCUCUCACAAUGGCCAAUCUUCAGACCACAUGAAUGGCAGGCAACCUGAGUUAUCUCCUAUAGCUCCUUUUGGUGUCACGAUGACAAAUAAUGGAACAUCUAAACCAUCAUAUAGAUGGCGUAGGGUGCUGCUUAAAGUUAGUGGUGAGGCACUAGCAGGAGAUCAAGCACAAAACAUUGAUCCCAAGAUCACAAUGGCCAUUGCAAGGGAGGUGGCAGCUGUCACUCGACUUGGCAUAGAGGUUGCAAUAGUUGUUGGUGGAGGUAAUAUUUUUCGUGGAUCCUCCCAUGCAGGAAGUAGUGGACUGGAUCGGUCAUCUGCUGAUUAUAUUGGGAUGUUAGCAACUGUUAUGAAUGCAAUAUUCUUACAAGCUACAAUGGAGAGCAUUGGAAUCCCCACAAGAGUCCAGACUGCAUUUAGAAUGUCAGAAGUUGCUGAACCAUAUAUCCGUAGAAGGGCUGUUAGGCAUCUCGAGAAAGGGAGAGUAGUAAUUUUUGCAGCAGGAACUGGGAAUCCCUUCUUCACGACAGACACUGCUGCAGCUCUACGUUGUGCAGAGAUUAAUGCCGAGGUGGUGUUGAAGGCAACAAACGUUGAUGGAGUCUAUGAUGAUAACCCGAGGCAGAAUCCUGAUGCUUGUCUUCAGGAUAACCUGACUUACCAUGAAGUAAUUUCGAAAGAGCUCUCUGUGAUGGACUUGACUGCAAUUACUUUGUGCCAAGAGAAUAACAUUCCAGUUGUCGUUUUUAAUCUCAAUAAACCAGGUAACAUUGCUAAAGCCAUUAAAGGAGAGAGGGUUGGCACAUUAAUUGGUGACACAUGGAAUACAGAAGCAGCAAUAUCUUAAGAGGUAAAAAAAAAAAAAGUAGCUGGUAGUUGGAUUGCUAUUUGUAGCAUUUCAAUACACUUAGAGAGCUCAUUUUGGCAGAUUGUUCCAAGAAGUUGGCACUCAAAAGUAUUGAAGGAAUUCCCUUUGAAAGCCAUCGAUUCACAACUACUGAAGAUAAGCAUAUAAUUCUCGGAUUUUUUUCCCCGUGGAAUUUUCAGAGCUUUUCUUGAAGUGCAAACCUAGGUAGCCAAGAGUUGUAUUCUUUGACAGUAAUUCUACUUUUAUGUUCUACAUUUCUAUUCUUUUCUUGGUUUGAAUUAUAAGGAAAAUUUUAUCUACGUAUGAGAAUUAUGCAUUGCUUA
Lycium ferocissimum is the source of this 1474-nucleotide messenger RNA. Its product is annotated as uridylate kinase PUMPKIN, chloroplastic-like. Gene Ontology annotation, biological process: UDP biosynthetic process. Gene Ontology annotation, molecular function: UMP kinase activity. The transcript is spliced from 7 exons. Lineage: Eukaryota; Viridiplantae; Streptophyta; Magnoliopsida; Solanales; Solanaceae. Gene Ontology annotation, cellular component: cytoplasm. The record is from RefSeq and is a predicted model, not a curated record. Bases 141 to 1130 code for a protein of 329 amino acids.